AGCGGGGUCCACCCCGAGGUGCGGGUGUCCGGCGGCGAGCCUGUGGACAGUGGGGGUUGGUCCCGUGGCUCCAGCCCCCGUGCAGAAUGGCGACGGCGGUUCGGAUGAACAUCCAGAUGCUGCUGGAGGCGGCCGACUAUCUGGAGCGGCGGGAGAGAGAAGCUGAACAUGGUUAUGCCUCCAUGUUACCAUACAAUAACAAGGACAGAGAUGCCUUAAAACGGAGGAAUAAAUCCAAGAAGAAUAACAGCAGUAGCAGAUCAACUCACAAUGAAAUGGAGAAGAAUAGGCGGGCUCAUCUUCGUUUGUGCCUGGAGAAGUUGAAGGGGUUGGUGCCACUUGGGCCUGAAUCCAGCCGACAUACUACGUUGAGUUUAUUAACAAAAGCCAAAUUGCACAUAAAGAAACUUGAAGACUGUGACAGGAAAGCCAUUCACCAAAUAGAUCAGCUUCAACGCGAGCAGCGACACCUGAAGAGGCAGCUGGAGAAGCUGGGCAUUGAGCGGAUACGGAUGGACAGCAUCGGCUCCACGGUGUCCUCGGAGCGCUCGGACUCCGACAGGGAAGAAAUCGAUGUGGAUGUGGAAAGCACAGACUAUCUCACGGGGGAUCUGGACUGGAGCAGCAGCAGCGUGAGUGAUUCUGAUGAGCGGGGCAGCAUGCAGAGCCUGGGCAGUGACGAGGGCUACUCCAGCUCCGGCAUCAAGAGAAUAAAGCUGCAGGACAGUCGCAAGUCGUGUCUCGGGCUAUAAGAGCGCGCUCACCGCUGCCUCCCCGAUGGCUGUCCGCGUCGGAUCCUGUUAGGUAGUGUAUGGGACCUGCCCACAACGCCCCUGCACGUCCACUUCAGUGUAUCACCUUACCAAAUCAGCUUUGUAAACGUUUUCAAGGAAGUACGUAAGAUUGUGGGUUUCUGAUUGCAUCCACUAGGUUCUCUCUCUCCAUACAAAUUCGACUCUGAGAGACCGUACAUUCCAAUCAGUUCAAAGCACCCAAGAAUUCGUAGACCGAAUAAGCAAUUGUCACAUCUCAGCAACUUCCCCCUCCUUUGCUGUCCUCCACCUAGUUAACGUUUUCUGGCUUACUGUGUUACUUGCCUAGGAGAAAUGUUGAAGUGUGUCUCGUGCUUAGGAAACUGAAGGAAACAAACUUUUCAAAGUUGAGAUCCUGGUCUCAGACUCCAAAGUAAGCUUUGAAAGCAGAAUUUAAGAGCACUUAACCGCGGACCUCACCCAGGGAGGAAGUCAGGAAUACCUCCGGCCAGCACCCCUCCGCCACCCUGUAGUCCUGCCGCCGCCCCACCUGUGGAGGGGAGCAGUAUUCUCACUUUGACACGGACACCUUGGCAGCGUGGCCCUGGGGUCGCACAGCUUAGGAAAGCUCCAGCAUUGUUUGUUCUUGCAGACAAAAUGGUACAAUCUGUGUGUGCGCUGUCCCUGGGACCUUGCUGUGUGCUGCUGUCUUGAGGCGCAGUCCCCGCUCUGGGUUUGUUAAUGCUACUUGUCUCUGGAACAUUUUUUUUUCCUACCUCAGAGAUAAAUGAGAUCUCCAUUUCCCACUUAGCAAAAGUGAUUAUGCCUCCUUUUUUUUUUUUUCCCCAAAUAAGUGACAUUUGGUCCAAUUCCAGUGUAUUUUCCUAUGUAACUUUGAGCAAUAACUGAGCUUAGGCGCUAGCUGAGCUAGUGGCCGUCAUCAGUGAAAGCAAAGUCUGCAUUGCCACUCCGUGUUGUGGGGUCAGGAGGGGGCUGAUGGCUCACUGGCGUCCCUCUCCUGAUGAAUUCUUUUUGGAUACACCUGGAAACUUCUUUAUGGAGGCUUUUGGGUUGACAGUUUAAAAGGCUGAUUUUUUUUUUUUCUUUUUGGUUAUGAUUUUUCCCUAAAGUGGUCUCCCACUUUGUAGCAUUUUUAUUUAAGCUAAAACAGAGCACAUGUGUAUGUACAUAAGACACAUUAAAUCUAUAAAUACUAUUUAUUCAUUUUAUAUAAACUAAUGUAAUGGAAAAUAAAUUCUUAUGACUUUGUGCUUUUAUAGAUGUUCUAGAAACUUUGUAUGUAGGUAUCUACAAAAUUGGUUCAUCCCCCUUAAUAUUUUUGCAUUCAUAUUUUUGAGGUCUUGAUGUUUUCAGCCUCUCGUGAGUCUUUUUCAUCAAGUUUGAACCAUUUCUAAAAAUCUGUGACGCUGAAGCAGAAUGUGUGUCACAAAGCGAUGGAACAUUCCUAAAAUCCACAGAUGCACUGCGACCUAAGGGCUCAAUGGCUGACUCAGCAGCGGGCGGCCGCCCUGCGCUGCCCCCCUGCCUGUGGUCACUCGGUCAUUCGCACACCACAGCCUGGCAGCUUAUGCAGGCUCCACUCACACAAGUCAAGUUCAGAUGCACUCUAUGUGGGAGCUCAUUCUCUACAUGAAGAGCAAUCUAAACAAAGCAAGAUCACUUUUGUGGGUUUUUUUUUUAAGUGAUUCUUUAAUGUAUGUUAAAAAAAUUUUUUAAUUGGAAAUUGUAGACGCCUAAAAAUUCCAAAGUCAUCUGUAAUAAUUCUGUUUUGAUUUUGUUCUGUUUUUCCUUCAUUUUGGCUUGGGGGGGGGGUGACACAAAGGAUUUUUUUUUUAAUUGUUGGAAUCUUUUCCAAUUACCAGCUGAAGAUUUGCACUGAAAUACAACUUGUAUGCCUUUUGCAUUUUUAAAACCUGCUUCCUGAAUUUAAGCAGAAUGAUAGUGUUCAAAGAGCCAGCUCAGCCUGUAACGUUCGAAGAAGAUAAAUCUGCACUUUGAGGUCCCUUACGAAUGCCAUGUGCUAGACCUCGCAAACGUUUUGUUUAACUGCUACAUCCAAGCGCCUCACAAGUCCACGAUGCUGGAUGCCUUAUGGCAUUGAAAACUCAAAACUUUGGGAAAAGCUUGUGGGCUUGCAUUGGGGGAGGGAAGGGAACACACCUGUACUUGUUUAGUUUAGAAACAAGGCAUCUGAGAGAUGCCGUUAUUUUCUGUUUCAAUUGUUGUGCCUUUGAGUUAAAUUGCAUUUUUGUCUUUUGGUUGAAAUAUAUAAUGUACUGUCCCAAUAUAAAACCAUAAUUAUUUGACCUUUGCACUGUUUGUCUGGUCCUUUUUAAUUUGGUUGCAUAUAAAUAUGGGACUUGAUAGAUCACUAUAUUUUUAAUGCAUUUGUGAUAAACAGACACCAGGGUUAGAAGUUAGUUUCAAAGCUUAAGAUAGAGUCAGCAUGCUAGACAGGCUUCUCUUUGACCAAAACUGUAACCUUCAGGACCAGCAAACCCAGCCCAAGGCAGCUAAUCCCCUCCCCCGCGCGGCUGAACCGCAGCCUGAUUUGCCAAACUGUCCUCUCGUUCACUGAAACACCAGCGUGACUGCUAGAGCUAUAGAGUCUUUUUGGUUGUUUUGGUUUUUUUAAGCAAAAUGAAAAACCUUUCUAUUAGGGUUGUUGGGGGGAGGGGAAGGGCAAAGAUAUAAACCCCAGCCUUUAAGACUUUGACAAUUGUACGUGAAUAUAGAUGUGUAUAAAUGUAGGCACAUGCAUUUUUUUUUUUGCAAAAGUUCUUUUUAAAAACUAAAAUUGAAACUGCACUGUAGUAUCAUCAUAAUGCAAAUGGGAAAAAGAGUACGUUGUCUAAUUUAAUUUCUUGCCAUGAGAAAAGAUGUAUGUGUGCUUUUGUUAACAUCCCCUGAAAAUACAGCUUUCCGUCCCUUGUUAGCUUUGUAUGGCAGGCUGAGCACCCAGGGUAUUUUGAUUUUGGUUUUCUUUUGCUAAGCAGAGAUCUGGAAUUCUUCAAGGUGCUGAUAGCAACUGCUGGCUCCUUUCUCUACUCACAGACCUAACGCUAGUUUAGUGACUUAAAAAGCAUCACAUUUUUGAGCAGAACCUAGAUUCUCCAUGUCAACCCAAGAUGAAAAUGAUUCCAGUGUGGAUUCAGAAUUGGGCAUUAAGUCCGCCCUGAUCCUACAAUGGGCCACUGUAGUGUUUGUUGUUUUGGUUUUAAAGUGGGCAUUUUCCUUUAACCUCUAAUUUCUUCAAAAGAAACAAAGGCCCCCUGGGUUUCCUGUGGGCCUCUUUCCCCUGUCUUUGAAGUGGCCAAGAGAGAAUCCUGGGGUCUGGGGAACAAAAAAAAAAAAAGGUAAACUAGAUAGAUAAGAUGUUCGAAGUAACCUUUAGCAAUAUCUUGGGGCUUGAUCAUGGAUUUUCUGGACUUUUUUCUCUUGCCUUCUUCCCCAUCCUGUAAAGAGAGAACUUAUUUUUGAAAAAGCACAGAUAUAUGCACAUUACUAGUUAGGCUUUUGUACCAUGCUGUAUUGGCAAGAAUAUCACUUUCAUUGUGCUUUGUAACUAUUUAUUCCCCCAAAUCUUGGUCUUUUUCUGUUUCUUCUUUACUGGUGUCCCUCAAGUUUCUUUGUCUCCCCUCCUGUCCUGCCCUCUGUGUUGAACGCCAGGUAGUGAAAAGCCGAAAGGCAAUUUCCUGCAUGUCAAUCCGUUAGUUUUCUGUCUCUUUGAUGCAGCAUGUGGUGGUAGCUGGCUACUCCUGACUCAAAAAUCCUUCCUGGGAGAAGACAACCCAAAGACUCUUUCAGAUGAAGUGGUUUUUCUCAUUUUACGUGGUCAGAUCUCUGUAGACUGUAGGAAGUUUUGUUUUUAAAGAUACUGGGUUGGGGUGGGUGCAAUAUGUGACUUAUCAUGAUUUUUGUCAUCAAUAUUUAUUACAUGGAUAAUUAACUUAUAUUUUGGGGGAAGAAGAAAUAAUUGCCACUGCUAGAUUCAGCUAUUGGAUAGCUAAAAAUUGAGUCUGUCUUCUCUCAGAAUCAUAAAAUGAGAAUUAGUGGGCACCCAAUUCUAAAAUUUAUGCAGAUGUUUAAUUUCAAUGUCUUCAUCUGUGGGGGGGCAGAUUAAAAGGAACAUUCUUCAUUUUCGCUUUUACCUGAGAACCAAACUUGCCUUUCCCCUCUAGAAUUGGUGCUCUUGGAAUAUUGCUGUUAACCAUCAACCGGGGGGUGGGGGGAUUUUCCUAAAGGUAAACACAGCCUAAACAGGGGAGCAGCAGAUGAAAGAAUGGGAAAUUGUUUCCAGAUGUUUAUUUCUUUAUGUAAAUAUGACGCCAAUGUAAAUCCUGUGUCAAGACCAUAGAGAAUGGUGCUUUUUACUACAAUUAGCACAUGCAUUUUUAGAAACUAUUACAUGUUUUAGAGAAUCUUUGCUGUGUAUAUGUAAACUUAUGUAUUGUUCAACUGUUAACAAAUAAUAAAUUAUUUCAUUAUUAAAGAAA
Cavia porcellus (domestic guinea pig) is the source of this 5269-nucleotide messenger RNA. It is a transcript of the gene Mxd1, whose product is annotated as MAX dimerization protein 1. The record is from RefSeq and is a predicted model, not a curated record. Gene Ontology annotation, molecular function: protein dimerization activity; DNA-binding transcription factor activity, RNA polymerase II-specific; RNA polymerase II cis-regulatory region sequence-specific DNA binding. Lineage: Eukaryota; Metazoa; Chordata; Mammalia; Rodentia; Caviidae. Gene Ontology annotation, biological process: negative regulation of transcription by RNA polymerase II. Bases 87 to 752 code for a protein of 221 amino acids. The transcript is spliced from 6 exons.